This is a messenger RNA of Caenorhabditis remanei, 3861 nucleotides long. RefSeq lists its product as uncharacterized. NCBI's taxonomy places the organism in Eukaryota, Metazoa, Nematoda, Chromadorea, Rhabditida, Rhabditidae. The coding region runs from base 1 to 3861 and encodes 1286 amino acids. The transcript is spliced from 10 exons. Gene Ontology annotation, biological process: calcium ion transmembrane transport; regulation of cytosolic calcium ion concentration. The record is from RefSeq and is a predicted model, not a curated record. Gene Ontology annotation, cellular component: intracellular membrane-bounded organelle; membrane. Gene Ontology annotation, molecular function: ATP binding; P-type calcium transporter activity; ATP hydrolysis activity.
AUGCAUGUGUUUUUUUCCAGGGAAAAGGCUCAUCGGCACGUCACCGAUCGCCUCUAUCCAAAGUCUUCGAAGCUGUCGACACUUGAAUCGUCUCGUGGAAUGCAAAAGAGCCAAAAUGUAACCGCAGCAACGGAAUCAACAGGUGUGGCGGUGGCACUUGGCGGCCAUCACACCUCUCCUGACACUAACGCAGGAAAGAGCAAGGAUGCUAAAGAAUUUGGCUGCAGUCUUGGCGACCUUCGCGGACUCAUGGAGGCUCGCGGAGCUGAGGCGAUAGUUCGGCUGUCGACAGAACACGAAGGUGUCGAGGGACUAUGCAAGAAACUGAAAACCGAUUCUCUCGUCGGUUUAAGUGGAGAGCAAGCGGAUCUCGACAAACGACGACAUGUUUACGGAGCCAAUACUAUUCCACCAGCCAAAAGCAAGGGAUUCGUGCGGCUCGUUCUAGAUGCAUGCAAGGACCCUACACUUAUCAUCCUGGUACUUUCCGGCUUCAUCAAUUUAGCUCUAUCAUUCUACGAACCGACAUCGGCGGCCGAAGACCCGACACAACAAGUGCUCAACGUUACGAUGGCUGCAAUGCUCGCGGCUAACGGAACUCUGAUGACAACAACUGAAGCACCAUCUGAAGGACACGGAACAGCUUGGAUCGAAGGAGUUGCCAUUCUUCUCUGUGUCAUUGUCGUCGUCUUGGUCACCGCUGUCAACGAUUAUUCGAAAGAACGACAGUUUAGAAGUUUGCAGGAAAAGAUCGAGACCGGCCAAAAGUUCUCAGUUAUUCGUAACGGAGAGGCUAUAGAUGUUCCUGUCUCUGAUCUUGUGGUUGGAGACAUCGCUCGUGUCAAAUACGGAGAUCUUCUUCCUGCCGAUGGAUUUGUGAUUCAGAGUAAUGAUUUGAAGAUCGAUGAAUCAUCUCUUACCGGAGAAUCUGAUCACAUCAAAAAGAGCGUCGAAUCCGAUCCAGUUCUCCUCUCGGGAACUUACGCAAUGGAAGGUUCUGGUAAAAUGGUCAUCACUGCCGUCGGAGUCAACUCACAAACUGGUAUCAUCAUGACUCUCCUUGGAGCUGGAAAAGCCGGAAUCGACGACGAUGACUCCACAUCUACCUCAUCUAGUUCUUCUUCAUCAUCUAGUUCAUCCGGAAGUUCAUCCAAUGCCACAUCUGACAGUUCGAAAUCAGGAGAUGACGACUUGACCGCCAAAUCUGUUCUUCAAGCUAAACUUUCCAAGUUGGCUCUCCAAAUCAUCUAUUGCGGAACCACCAUCGCUGUCAUUGCUCUCAUCGUCUUGGUUACUCGAUUCUGUCUUGAACAUUACGUCUUCGAGAAGUUUGAGUUCGCAGUUGUUGAUAUCCAAAUGUUCGUCAAAUUCUUCAUCAUUGCCGUAACCAUUCUGGUUAUCUCCAUCCCUGAAGGACUCCCAUUGGCUAUUGCUCUUGCUCUCACUUACUCAGUCAGAAAAAUGAUGCACGAUAACAACUUGGUUCGUCACUUGGAUGCUUGCGAGACUAUGGGAAAUGCCACAUCAAUUUGCUCUGACAAGACUGGAACCCUCACCACGAACCGAAUGACUGUUGUCCAAUCAUACAUCAAUGGAAACCACUACACAAGUCAAGAAACUCAACCACAUGGAGCCAAUCUCCCAGCCAACACCGGACCAGUUCUUAUGGAAGCUAUUUCUGUGAACUCUGCCUAUAACUCAAUGAUUGUGGAACCAACUAAAGUCGGAGAGCAAGUUCAACAGCUCGGAAACAAGACUGAAUGUGGUCUUCUCGGAUUUGUCAAUCGUCUUGGAGGAGAUUAUGCUGCUAUCAGAAAGAAGUACCCAGAGCACGAUCUCACCAAAGUCUACACUUUCAACUCUUCUCGUAAAUGCAUGAUGACUGUUAUCCCAUACGUCGAGAACGGACAAAACAUUGGAUACCGUGUUUACUGUAAAGGAGCUUCGGAAAUCGUUCUCGGCAGAUGUACCUAUCUUUUGGGAUCCGAUGGAAAACCACAUGCUCUUACCAGCGAUCGUUUGAAGGAGAUCACAUCAACAGUUAUUCAUGAAAUGGCUAACAGUGGACUGAGAACUAUCUGUGUCGCUUACAAGACAUUCAUCAAGAAGGGAACCAGAGAUUUGGAGAAAACCGAGAUUGAAUUCGCCGAAGAGUCUGAUAUUGACUGGGACGAUGAGGAAGCAAUGUACCAAAACUUCACGGGAAUCGCCAUCUGUGGAAUUCAAGAUCCAGUUCGACCAGAGGUUCCGAACGCCAUUGCAAAAUGUAAAAAGGCAGGAAUCACUGUUAGAAUGGUUACUGGAGAUAACAUCAUGACUGCCAGAGCUAUCGCAAUGGCUUGUAAAAUCUUGGAACCUGGAGAGGAUUUCUUGGCUCUUGAAGGAAAAGAAUUCAACGAACGUAUUCGUGAUGAGAAUGGAAAAGUAUCUCAAGCAAAACUUGAUGAGAUCUGGCCACGUCUUCGUGUUUUGGCACGUGCUCAACCAGCUGACAAGUACACUCUCGUCAAGGGUAUCAUUGAUUCGAAGGCAACAGCACAAAGAGAAAUAGUGGCUGUAACUGGAGACGGAACUAAUGAUGGACCAGCUUUGAAGAAGGCCGAUGUUGGAUUUGCUAUGGGAAUCGCUGGAACUGAUGUUGCAAAGGAGGCUUCUGAUAUUAUAUUAACUGAUGAUAACUUCACUUCCAUCGUCAGAGCCGUAAUGUGGGGUAGAAAUGUCUACGACUCCAUCUCCAAAUUCUUGCAAUUCCAACUCACUGUCAACGUCGUCGCAGUCCUCACCGCAUUCGUUGGAGCUGUCACCGUUUCCGAUUCUCCAUUGAAGGCUGUACAUAUGCUUUGGAUAAACUUGAUCAUGGACACUCUUGCUUCAUUGGCUCUCGCUACCGAACAACCAACUGAUGAAUUGCUAGAGAGAAAACCAUACGGCCGUAAGAAGUCGCUCAUUUCAAGAACAAUGGUCAAGAACAUUCUCUGUCAUGCCCUCUACCAGCUCGUCAUCAUCUUUGUCAUCUUCUUCUACGGAGACACCAUUUUCGGAAUCAAAUCUGGACUCUACGCUCCACUUUUUGCUCCACCAUCUCAGCACUUCACUCUUGUCUUCAAUGCAUUCGUUAUGAUGACUGUAUUCAAUGAGAUCAAUGCUCGCAAAGUCCACGGAGAGCGCAACGUCUUCAAGGGAUUGGCAUCUAACCGAGUGUUCUGUGUCAUCUGGAUCACCACAUUCAUCGCUCAAAUCAUCAUCAUUCAAUUCGGAGGAGCCUGGUUCUCUACUCACCCACUCACCCUUCAACAAUGGAUCGUCUGUCUUGUUCUCGGAUUCUCAACUCUCAUCUGGGGACAAAUCGUCGCCACAAUUCCAUCGAAGAAGUUGCCAAAGGCCUGGAAGGUUGGAAAGGGAGACGUCCAACCAGCUAAACUUCACAUCAAUGGAGACUACAAUGUUCGUGCUCGCUCCCGUGCUCUUACUCUUCGUAGAUCUGGAAAAUCGUUGUGGAUGAGAGGAAUGUUCAUUAUCGGAAAUCAUCUCCGCGUUCUCCGUGCCUUCGGAAUGGAAAAGAGCGAAAAGGCCGCUUUCGGACGUACCGCCCCAGCAAUGACCGCUGAAGCUGCCGAGCGUUGGCGCGCCAGUUAUCGCAAGUACCGUCACCAGAAGCAUCAAGAAAAGAAGGCCGCUGUCGAAACCGCUGAAUCAGUGAAAUCAGCCGAUUGGGCCAAAGAACAGAAAGAGAAGAGAAAGACAUUCAAGCAAAUCAAGCAAGUCGUUCGUGGAAAGAGUGUUGACAAGGAGGGAAAGAAGCAUCACAAGAAGAGAAAGGAUGAGACGAAUGUCGACAUGGAAGACAUUGAACUUCAUUAG